Molecule: messenger RNA, 1472 nt
Organism: Durio zibethinus
Lineage: Eukaryota; Viridiplantae; Streptophyta; Magnoliopsida; Malvales; Malvaceae
Product: GDSL esterase/lipase At5g55050-like
Molecular function (GO): hydrolase activity, acting on ester bonds
Source: RefSeq, a predicted model, not a curated record
ACCAAAGUUUUUAAGUGGAGGGUUUAUUUCAUUUCUUUUUCGUCUUUUUCUUUCUUAAACCCUAAUAGAAAAAUGGGUUUGAGAGUUUUUGGGGUGAAGAACAACUUGUUCUUUGUCUUCCUCUCUCUGUUUAGUUUGAGUUUGGAGUUUUCGAAAGCUCAGAUGGUGCCAGCGGUGUUUGUGUUCGGGGACUCUCAAGUUGAUGUCGGGAACAACAACUAUCUUCCUGUUUCUGUUGCUAAGGCGGAUUUUCCUCACAACGGGAUUGAUUUUCCAACCAAAAAACCAACUGGGAGGUUUUGUAAUGGCAAAAAUCCAGCAGAUUUUCUUGCUGAAAAAGUAGGGUUACCGAGUUCACCACCCUAUCUUUCCUUGUUAGAGAAGAAGGAUGCAUCAUACAUUAACGGUGUCAGCUUCGCCUCCGGGGGCGCCGGAAUCUUGAACAGCACAGAUCAAGUCCUUCGUCAAGCAAUACCUUUGACAAAGCAAGUGGAGUACUACCUAGCAGUGCAUCAAAUUUUAGUGCAGCAGAUGGGAUCCUCUGCUGCAGAAAAGCACUUUUCCAAGUCUCUUUUCGCAAUUAUCAUAGGUAGCAAUGACCUCUUCGAUUACUUUGGAUCUUCCGACCUUAGAAAGAAGAACACCCCACAACAAUUUGUAGACUUGAUGGCUAACGCCCUAAAACAACAACUCAAGAGACUAUACGCAUUUGGGGCACGUAAAUUUUUUGUAGCUGGUAUCGGGGCGAUUGGGUGCAUACCUGCAGAAAGAGUUAAAAACAAAACCCACCAAUGCAAUGAAGAAGGUAAUUUUUGGUCUGUUAAGUACAAUGAAGGGCUGAAGGCAAUGUUGAAAGGGUUAAAAUCAGAGCUUCAAGGCAUAAGCUACUCCUGCUUUGAUACUUACAGUUUCAUACAAGGUGUCAUCCAAAAUCCAUCGGCUUACGGGUUCAAUGAGAUAAAAGCUGCCUGUUGUGGACUUGGCGAUCUGAGAGCUAAAGUCCCUUGUGUGCCCGUUUCAACAUAUUGCUCCAACAGGAAAGAUCAUGUUUUCUGGGAUUUAUAUCAUCCAACAGAGGCAACGGCUCGCAUUGUUGUGGAUACUCUUUUCGAUGGUCCUUCACAAUACUGUGUCCCCAUGAAUGUUAGGCAGCUAGUUUCUGCUUAAGGUUAUAGCAAAAAUCAAUAGCUUACAGUCACAGAAUUGGGACGAAUAAAGAUUCGCAUUACAAAGAAGCCAAAGCAAAUUACUAUGGAUAUUUUAGCAUCCAUUCAAGACGAAAAAUAGAAAAAUUAGUGUAUACCAUUGUAAUGCAUAUUUUCAUUCAUUUAGAAUAACAUCGAUGAUAAAAAAUUGUAGCAAGCAGCCUUGGUCCAAUGUAGCUUAAUUGCUGAUUAGAUUGCAAGUAGAUUUUCAUGCAAUGAAAUUUGUUUUUGUGGAAAUAAAAAGCAGAGAAUGCCAUUGAUAGAUAA